Molecule: messenger RNA, 1185 nt
Organism: Daphnia pulicaria
Lineage: Eukaryota; Metazoa; Arthropoda; Branchiopoda; Diplostraca; Daphniidae
Gene: Pex14
Product: peroxisomal membrane protein PEX14-like
Exons: 5
Coding region: 113-1042 (309 amino acids)
Biological process (GO): protein import into peroxisome matrix, docking
Cellular component (GO): peroxisomal importomer complex; peroxisomal membrane
Molecular function (GO): signaling receptor binding
Source: RefSeq, a predicted model, not a curated record
CACAACAAACCGAACCACCUGAAAUUUCCAAGGUUGCGUGAUAAUACAUGCCUGUUUGGCUGAUUAUUCAGCGUUUGUGAAUUGAAACUUCGAUUAACAAACUUUUUCCACCAUGAGUGAAGCAGGUGAAGAAAUCAACGGAGAUUCCCUCAAAGAAAAUACACAGCCUUUACGCGAAGACCUGAUUUCCACUGCUGUAAAGUUUUUGCAAAACCCCCGUGUUGCAACUCGUCCCAGGUCAGAAAAAGAAUUGUUUUUGCAAAGAAAAGGAUUAAAUCAUGCUGAAAUUUCUGCAGCAUUUGAGGCCUCUGGAAUGAAAGAAACCAAAUCAGAGGGAGGUGUAGGGCAUUACUCUUCAGUUAAAGUAGCCCAACUACAUGAAUAUAGUCAAUCAUUGGCACCAGUUGCAACAUCAAAAUGGAGUAUAAUCAGGGAUAUACUAAAUGCAUCAGUCCUUAUAGCAGGAGCUGCAUAUAGCCUUCAUUAUUUGUACAGGCGAUUCAUAGAGCCUUUUUUAUUUGGCCAUAAAAAGAAGAAGUCUUUGGCAGACACUGUUGAAGAAAUGAACAAGAACCUAACUUGUUUAGUCGGCGACGUUUCUGCUGCUGUACAGAAUCUAACAGACACAGUUGCUACGCUUCGUUCAAAACAGCACGAACAAUCCGAAUUGAAAGAGUUAAAAGCUGAAGUGACAUCAUUGAAAGCCAUUUUGUUAGGAAGGCGACAGUUUCCUGCUCCUCCAGCAAUCGUGACUGGGCCUCCCUCUAUUCCCCCUUGGCAGUUAAGCUCAACUGGUGGAGCAAAACAAGAUCUACGUGCUGAACAAUCUAACAAGAACAAUCAAAGCGAUGGCAUUUCUCUGUCUUCAUCCCCAGAGAUCAUCUCCGUAGAGGACAUGCAAACAAAUUCUGCGUCGAUGGUGAAUGCUGGUCUGAGCUCGGUAUUACCAGCUCGUGGUCCGAGCGAGAGCAGUGAAUCCAAUAGUGCCGAAAUAGUUGAAAUGGGAGCUUCUGGCGCAUCUGGGGAAGAAGAUACAGAUUAAAUUGCCAAUUUAAACCACACUAUUAAUAUUAUGCCUGUUGCUUUUGUGUUGGAAAGAAAUGUGAAAUUUAAAUACUUUAGUUGAUGCCCUUCAAAAGAUGAGCAUCGGUGAUCGAGUUAAAAUUUCAAGCUGUAUAUCAACUA